This is a messenger RNA of Cimex lectularius (bed bug), 1093 nucleotides long. RefSeq names its product protein l(2)37Cc (gene Phb1). The record is from RefSeq and is a predicted model, not a curated record. The coding region runs from base 98 to 919 and encodes 273 amino acids. The transcript has 7 exons. Lineage: Eukaryota; Metazoa; Arthropoda; Insecta; Hemiptera; Cimicidae. Gene Ontology annotation, biological process: mitochondrion organization. Gene Ontology annotation, cellular component: mitochondrion; membrane.
GAUCCAUUAGGCAUUGAAGGUAAUUUCAUACCAUUUCCAGUACUUCUCUUUUAUCAGAUUUUAGACAAAAUUGUAAAUUUUAAUAAUAUUUCAGAGGAUGGCCUCACAAUUUUUCAACAGGCUCGGGCAAGUUGGCUUGGGAGUCGCUCUCGUCGGAGGAGUUGUAAAUUCUGCUUUGUACAAUGUUGAUGGAGGACAUAGGGCUGUAAUUUUUGAUAGAUUCACUGGUGUCAAAAACCAAGUUGUAGGCGAGGGUACACACUUUUUUAUCCCUUGGAUUCAAAGGCCAAUUAUUUUUGAUAUCAGAUCCAGGCCUAGGAACAUCCCAACAGUAACAGGCUCAAAAGAUCUCCAGAAUGUCAACAUCACCCUUAGAAUCCUGUUUAGGCCAGUGCCAGAUCAAUUGCCAAAAAUAUAUACGAUCCUCGGUGUAGAUUAUGAUGAAAGAGUCUUACCUUCAAUUACAACAGAAGUUCUCAAAGCCGUUGUGGCUCAGUUUGAUGCUGGUGAACUUAUUACCCAAAGAGAGUUAGUCUCGCAGAAAGUUAGUGAUGAACUGACAGAAAGAGCAGCUCAAUUUGGUGUCAUAUUAGAUGACAUAGCACUUACACAUUUAACCUUUGGAAAAGAAUUCACACAUGCUGUGGAGUUGAAGCAGGUGGCCCAGCAAGAAGCAGAAAGAGCUAGGUUCCUUGUAGAAAAGGCUGAACAACAAAAACAAGCGGCUGUCAUUACUGCUGAGGGUGAUGCCCAGGCAGCCCUUCUCCUUGCGAAGUCUUUCCAGGAUGCUGGUGAAGGUCUGGUGGAGCUUAGAAAAAUUGAGGCAGCUGAAGACAUUGCUUAUCAGCUGUCGAGGUCAAGACAAGUCUCAUAUCUACCCCCAGGGCAGAACGUGCUUCUAAAUCUUCCAACACAGUAAUCCAAUGUUGUGAUGAGAGGACUGUAGUCAAAAGCCACCUAAACUAACUGUACAGAUAGUUUCUCAUUCUGUCAGGUGUCACUGCAGAAGCAUCAACAAAGCAUUUCUUUAUUUCAUUUAGCAUUUUGUUAUUAAAAAUAUAAUGUUUAAAAAUACAUAAACCAUUUGUUACAA